AUGGGUGUUAUGAAUAUUGUGUCUUCAAUAACCGGAUUCGUGACAGGCAGUCCGCAAUGGUAUCGUGUUCUGGUCAAGUGUGUCGACUGGUUCACGUACUUCCGCUGGCUACUUAGGGCCAUCUUCAAGUAUCGCAUUCUCGGGUACCCUAAAGUGCCGUACACCGCGUUAGUGCAACUUGUCUCGGCGCCUAUCACGCUAUGGAUAGCUGGCUAUCCAGGCGGUAUCCCGAUCUACUUCGCCACGCUAGUAUGUAUCAUGUCUCUAAAUGAAUGGGUUUCGACACAAGUCCCUCAUAACGAGGCUAAGCGGUCGGCCCUGACCGCACUACUUAUUGGAGCGGGAUUUUGUGAAAAGCAGACAAUAAAGUCGCCAGCCGAAGAAGACUCGAGCAAGGACAAGCGAUACUGUUCUUCCCUUGAGUUGAAAAUAUGA
This is a messenger RNA of Penicillium daleae, 435 nucleotides long. RefSeq lists its product as uncharacterized. The transcript has 2 exons. Bases 1 to 435 code for a protein of 144 amino acids. NCBI's taxonomy places the organism in Eukaryota, Fungi, Ascomycota, Eurotiomycetes, Eurotiales, Aspergillaceae. The record is from RefSeq and is a predicted model, not a curated record.